AGUACAAAACCAACUUGAACAACCAAAUCUCCAUCUGGAAUUAUGGGUUCAACGUUGAAACCAAUGUCUCUUCUUCCACAAACACUCAUCCUUGUAACCUUUUCCAAGAUUAUAAUCCUCCUAAAUGCAGAAACCAUUUCAGAUUAUAGUACCUUAAUAUACAAAAACUGCACAAGCCAAACAUUUGCAGAUUCAACCAAUUCUCACUCUGAAUCUCUUUCCUCCUUUUUCCAAGAACUCAUAACGAAAUCCUCCCAAGAAAAGUUCCACAAGACUACCACAGGUGAUGACAACACUGGAAUUUCAGGCCUCUUUCAAUGCAGAGGGGACCUAAGCAACAAUGAAUGCUACAAAUGCAUAACCUCACUUCCUGAAAUGUGUAAUACUUUGUGUAGCGAAGCUGUUUCUGCCCGGAUUCAGCUACAUGGCUGCUAUGUUCACUAUGAAGCUGAUGUGUUCAUGGAGGAAAGUUCCCAAUACGAGCUGCUUCACAAGAUUUGUGGGGCGAAAAAGGCUGAGGCUCUCGGGUUUGAAGAGGUGAGGGAUGCAGCAUUUGCAGCUGUGGAAAGUGGUGUGACAGAUGGAGAUGGAUAUUGUAAAGAAAAUUACGAGUUACUGCAGGUCAUUGCACAGUGUGAAGGGGAUCUGAGGCCUUGUGAUUGCGGCAAAUGUGUGAGUAUUGCAACUCAGAUUGCUCAAGAAGAGUGUGGCAGCUCACUUUCAGGCCAUAUUUAUUUGGACAACUGCUUUGUUAGCUAUGCUUACUACCCAGAUGGAAUACCAGACAACUUAAACCAAGGAAGAGAAGGUCGAAACAAUACAGGCAAAUUGUUAGCAAUUGUGUUGGGAGGGGCAGCAGCAUUGUUCAUUGGCUACAUAUUCUUGUUGUCUCUCAAGAAAUUAGGAAAGAAGGAUGAUGAUCACUGAAGAAGGGAAAUUAAU
Theobroma cacao (cacao) is the source of this 942-nucleotide messenger RNA. RefSeq names its product plasmodesmata-located protein 4 (gene PDLP4). NCBI's taxonomy places the organism in Eukaryota, Viridiplantae, Streptophyta, Magnoliopsida, Malvales, Malvaceae. Gene Ontology annotation, cellular component: plasmodesma. Gene Ontology annotation, biological process: transport of virus in multicellular host; plasmodesmata-mediated intercellular transport. The record is from RefSeq and is a predicted model, not a curated record.